Messenger RNA from Priapulus caudatus, 4597 nucleotides. RefSeq names its product E3 ubiquitin-protein ligase TRIM9-like. NCBI's taxonomy places the organism in Eukaryota, Metazoa, Priapulida, Priapulimorpha, Priapulimorphida, Priapulidae. The record is from RefSeq and is a predicted model, not a curated record. Gene Ontology annotation, molecular function: protein binding. The transcript has 5 exons. Bases 1 to 951 code for a protein of 316 amino acids.
AUGGCGGGGACCUUCGCUGUAAUCUUUGAUACGCCUAUCUGCAAGCUCAAUCGGAAGUUCGGACCGAACAAUCACGAUUCCUGCGGGGAGUGCGGGUGGCAAGUGAGAUGGGCAUUCGGUGUUCCUGGUGCGCCCGGGAUCAUACCUGAGGAAUGCAGUGCCGAGAACAACAGCGUCACCAUCGCCUGGCAACCGCACUCACAGAGCUACGUCGAAGGCAACGUGCUGGAGAUCGACGAUGGAAACAACGGACCAUACCGGGUUGUGUACUGCGGUAAGGAGACGAUCUGUACUAUCGACGGACUACAUUUCAACUCGAUGUACAACGCGCGAGUGAAGUCGUACAACUCUGCCGGCGAGGGCCCGUACAGCGAGUGCAUCGCACUGCAGACUGCUGAAGUCGCCUGGUUCAUGCUGGACGUCACCGACUCACAUCCGGACCUGGUGUUCAGCAACGACAAUCAGACGGUGACGUGCAACAGCUACGACGACCGCGUCGUACUCGGUAACAUCGGCUUCUCGAAGGGCGUCCACUACUGGGAGGUGACCAUCGACCGCUACGACAACCAUCCCGAUCCAGCCUUCGGCGUGGCGCGGUUCGACGUCACCAAGGACGCCAUGUUAGGCAAAGACGACAAGGGCUGGUCGAUGUACAUCGACAGCAAGCGCAGCUGGUUCAUCCACAACAACCAGCACUCGGCGCGCACGGACGGCGGCGUCGACAGUGGCGCCGGCUGCGUCGUCGGCGUGCUGCUCGACCUUGAGCGACACACGCUCGCCUUCUACGUCAAUGACGAGCCGCACGGACCGGUCGCCUUCUCCGACCUGCACGGCGUCUUCUACCCGGCGAUCUCGCUCAACCGCAACGUCACGAUGACGAUGCACACGGGCCUUGACCCGCCGACCGACACUGAGGGAUCGGAGAGCUCUGGGAUCUCGACGAUGCAGUAGUGGCGCCCCCUACCUUUGCGCGCGCACCGUUACGCGGAACUGACCCCCUCCUCCGGUCGUGACCUUAUUAGGGACGUUGACGCGAAGGAUUGUGACGGACAGUCCGGGGUCGGUUCGCGUGGGCGGAGAUGACGCGAGUUAGGCGCCCCCUGGCGGGCGGCGGCUCGGUGAGCAUUCUCGUGGCACGAGCGAGAGCAAAGGUGAGGGAGGAAGGUGUAAUUACCCGUCGUAUAUAUAAUGGAUGAGUCAGGCAAAAUGCAAAUCAAACUAUGUAUUCUACGCGAAUCACGGUGGUCGAGCGGGCGCGCGCGUGAGCACAGGUGCUCGCUGAUGACCUUUUGCUGACCUUUCACUGAGGUCACGAGAAGCAAUCGGUUGGGCAGCGAUCCGAUUCGACUGAGCGAGAUUCUACUUGUAUUGCGUAAGAUCUCAAGUUCACACGGCCGACUGCUGGCGAGUCAAUGACGUCAUUUUGUCACCCUGGCCGACGGGGCUGAAUCGUAUGUAGUUAUUUAUAGAAGAUACGUGGGCCCGGGGAUGGGGUGGGGGUGAAGGGGGGUCUUAGUAAGGGAGAUGCGGUAUUCGUACAGUGAAGAGUCAGCGUCUUUCACUGCCGAAAUAAUGUGGGCUCUACACCGGUGGUUCUGUCGAUGCCUGCAGAUAGAUAGAUAUAGGUCGACAUCUGUGUGUCGUUUAAGAUGGACGGAUGAAAACUUGUGUGUGACAUUCGUUCGCGUUUCCGUUGAAUCUCGGCGCACGUUUUUCGUCACGAGCCAAGCGCUCAUAAUUAUUCCCACUGCCACCAACAAUGGCCAAAGUUCGAACGCGCUGACGUGACCCACGGGAGUAGGAUUUUGGCAGUACGCUAAGACGCAGCGAACGCUUGUCGCCACCUCACUUGUAAACUUGUACAUAUUUGUCGGAAAUGUUGCGCGUGCGGCGGGCGCGUCAGACCCCCACGCGAGGGGAGAUUUUACGAUAUUUUCUGUAGCGUGUACAUGCCUAGUUUAUGUUCGACCACACUUAAUUCGAAGGGAGUUCGUUUUGCGCCGUAGCGACAGGCAUUUUACAUAUACGAUAAUGCACUUGCGCGCUCUUUACUCUACGGUUUACAUAUUAUUACUGUAGGCACACUUAUAGCAUGCGCAGGUGUUGUUGUGUUGUUAUUUUGAUGUUGUGAGAAGUGUGGCCCGCGCUAUUGCUCGCUGUUGCGCGCGCCACCUGGCGGUGGCUUAGUGGGCGCCUCAUCUGUUAAGGGUUUUAACAGCCUCGACAGCUGAUGGCAAUAUCUCACUGCGGGACUGCUAACAGCAGCGUUUGUACAUCUCUCUUGUUUGCAUCUACGCGCGUCGGCCGCAUAGUAAGAUGCAUUUAACUUUAUGAAUUUAAGUAGAACUAUCUCUGCCUCGGGAGCCCCGUGGGAAAGUGGGCGGGGAAGGGACGGGUAGGGCACAGCCAAUUCUCGUGCGGGCGAGUACUAAAUACAGCAAUAAGAUGACGACGACGACGUGUGCCGUACUCCCUGCGUGUGUGUGUUUAACUGAUUUAAGGUGUUUUGUGUAGAAUUAAGUUAAUCACGUAACAAGGCAAAACAGGGCACAGACUCGCUCUCUCUCUUUCUUUCUCCCUCUCUCUCUCUCUUUCUUUCUCUCUCUCUCUCUCUUUCUUUCUCUCUCUCUCUCUCUCUUUCUCUCUCUCUCACUCACUCACUCUCGCACUCCGUCUGUUCCCAUCUUUCACUACCGUUAUCUAUCUCGUUCGCUCUCUUCCCCUCUCUGUGUAUCCCUCCCUUUGCGUCGCUGAGCAGAUAUUUUUGCCGAAGCAGAAUUUAUGACGAUGCCUCGUAUUGCGCGAUUGUGCCAGCCACCUACGGUUCUUCAUCGCUGGUGGCAAGUGAACGCCCUCGUGUGGCUUGUGACGUAACCCCAGUUAUUUUCGAAACGAAAUGUUUGUUUUUUUGGUUUAGCGGGCACAAGCGCUAUUCUGUUGGUAUUUUUCACUCCAAUGAAAAUUAACAGGGGCGAAAACACUGCCGGCAUCUGAGAGCUCUGCAGCUUCCCUGUGCUGUCGUUAGAAGAUAAUUUCAGCGUUCUUUACUGGUAUUAUUAUUGGCUUAUGUAGCGGUCCCUGCUGGUAUAAUUCCCCUUUUAGUCCCCUGGCUAUUAUUUCUUAGCUACAAUCAGUAAUGCGCUUGCCAGAGCCCUCUCCAGCGCUCCAUGCUGCCAUACAGAGCCUUGUUGAGUAAUUUAAUCUGUCCGGAAUAGAUACAACAGUGUAGUUGUACGAUCUACCUCAUAGUCAGUCCUUGCGAAAAAAUCAAAUACAACACAAAUUGAAACGACCGUUUUUAUGCGUCAAUCAAAACACUGAUACACCCGGUACAGCUAGCCUGCAUGCAUGUUUUAUUGGUGCGCCGACUAAUGCAAUAUUCGGUUGAUUAGUAUUGCCUAUACUCGCGUAUUUCAUAGUCGUCUUAAAAUACGUGAAGCGUUUUUAGUUGGGAGCUCCUGAGCAGAGUUUGUUUCACAUGUGUCAGAGAAGUUGUGUCUGAUGAAAGUCGAGUUUUUUUCAUUUUCGUCUUAAGUGAAGCAAUUAUUACAUUGAAACGGUUGUCACGUGAUUUAUUUUUAUUUUCAUGUAAUAAUCUCGUGUAAGAGAAAUGUUUAGUUUUUGAAACCUGUCGUGAAGUCAUCAUAUAUUUAUGUUCCGCUGUAUAUUUAUUCUCUCGUAUAAUCUUAUAAAACGAUUUAAGCAAAGGAAUCGAUUUCCUUUCAUGAGCUUAAACUCUAACGAUGGGAAAACGUACCGAAAACGGGACUUUUCCUGUAAAUCACGCAAUUCGACGUAUAGUUAUUUUAAUAACCGAACUGCUCUUCGGUUAGACCACAAUGAACGAUGUGUUUAUUUCUUACUUUGGUAGCAUAUAGGUGGCGCCAUAUUUGCGUCUGCGGCCGGUUUCCUAGUAUUGGAUAUGGUUGGUAAAGGUACAUAAUUAUGUCCUGGUGCACUGACUACCAACAUCAUACGUGCUAUUAUGCACCCGGGGUAUUUUUGUUGGAAACCAGUGUUGUUCUUAUUCUUGGUUAGUUUACGAAUUUGGAGAGAGAUCCGCGUUUCCUGUUGUGGAGCUCAUGCAAAUCAUUCAAAAGUUAUUUUAUUGGUUCAUGCCAACCGCCCGUUGUUGUUGUUUUUCGGUACUGUUUCAAUUUAGGAUAAGACUAUUGUAACCUUCUAUAUAGUUGUUAUAUUUUUUCAGUCGCUAUGUAACCGAUUUCUGUUUGCCUCAUUAUUUCCUCGUCUAGAAAAAAUUCGCCUUUGUUCGUAAAGAUCUUUCGCCCACUCAUUGGCUUGCAAAUCAAUGCUUUAAUUAGUUUUAAUGUGUAUAAAUAUUAGCACAUAUAAAGAACGAAUGUGCCGUUUACGAUCGUAUUAAGUGUUGUUGUUCAGAGUCACUACAAAACUGUAGUUUUUUCACCGACAUUUUACAGCUACUCAUCAUCUAUUUUUCUGCAAACUAAAAAAAUAAAAUGAAGAAAGAUUCACGCAAUUUUAUGGUUGAGAAAAUCAAAACCACCAAUUUGCUUGUUCCUGUCCUGUCCAACAUGUAUAUAUCAACAAUUCUGAAUAAAAUUGGAGUGAGUUUUAA